Molecule: messenger RNA, 6213 nt
Organism: Mytilus trossulus (common blue mussel)
Lineage: Eukaryota; Metazoa; Mollusca; Bivalvia; Mytilida; Mytilidae
Product: lysophosphatidylcholine acyltransferase 2-like
Exons: 14
Coding region: 112-1623 (503 amino acids)
Cellular component (GO): endoplasmic reticulum
Molecular function (GO): lysophosphatidic acid acyltransferase activity; calcium ion binding
Source: RefSeq, a predicted model, not a curated record
UUAAAGUCACACUUUACUAUUCAGAACCCAAACAAUGGCCACAAGCUGAACAUUUUCAAAUAAAAAAUCCCGAUCAAGUGGUUAGAAUAGACAUUCGGAAAAGACAACAAAAUGAAACGACAGAUAGCCAUUCCGCGUCAAAUGUCCCUUAUCACACCAGAGAUUGUAAACCCGUUUGUGCAUAAAAUUCAUCUUAGUUUUAUGCAAAAAAUACAGGUUGUCUUCAUGUCUGUGUUUGUUGUACCAAUAAGACUUUUAAUGAUCUUCACUUGUCUCAUACUUGCAUGGAUGUUAGCCAAAGCAUCAUUAGCAUUCAGAUCUAAGGAGGAUCAGGAUAAACCAAUCAAAGGAUGGCGAAAGACGUUAUUCCACAAAACUAUCAUGAACCUAGGAAGGGCCAUAUGCUUUUUCUAUGGAUUCCAAAAUGUAAAAGUUAAAGGGGAACCAGUAGGAUCUGAUGUAGCACCGAUGCUGGUCUGUGCGCCACAUUCCACGUUUAUGGAUGCUUUUGUUAUAUUUUACUGCUCCACACUUCCUAGCAGUCUCUCUAGGAAAGAAAAUUCAGCUCUACCAAUUUUGGGAUCUCUUAUAGAAUAUACUCAGCCAUUAUAUGUGCAACGAGAAGAUCCUAAUUCUAGAAAAAAUAUCAUGAAAGAAAUGACUAGAAGAGCCAAGACUAUGGGAGAAUGGCCUCAAAUCAUUAUUUUUCCUGAGGGAACAUGUACUAAUAGGUCAUGUUUAAUAGGAUUCAAACAAGGCGCUUUUUAUCCUGGAGUGCCUGUUCAACCAGUUUGUAUAAGAUACAAAAAUAGUUUGGAUACAUAUACAUGGACCUGGGAAGGACCAGGAGCAUUUACAUGUUUAUGGCUGUCUCUAUGUCAGUUUCAUAAUAAAUUGGAAUUAGAGUUUUUACCAGUAUAUAAUCCAAAUGAAGAAGAAAAACAAGAUCCCACAUUGUAUGCAUCUAAUGUACGAAAGAAAAUGGCAGAAAAUCUGGGAAUACCCUUUACAGAUCAUACCUAUGAUGAUGUUAGACUUAUGCAGAAAGCAGCCAUGCUAAAUUUACCACAUACAGCAGGGCUUAUAGAAUUCCAAAAACUUCAUUCCAAACUUGGAAUUAGUUUUGACCAAAUGAAUGAACUCCUAGACCAGUUUGGUGCUAUUUCACAAAAAGAUAAAGGCAGUAUUACUUUGGGAGAAUUUGCUGCAUAUCUAGGUGUACCUGUGUCUCCGGCUUUAGAGGAGAUGUUUUCUUUAUAUGAUAGGAAUGGUUCAGAAACUAUAGAUUUCCGGGAGUAUAUUAUUGGUCUUUCAUUGAUAUCACAACCAGUCAACAAUGAUGACACUUUAAAGUUAGCUUUUCAGUUAUUUGACAAUGGAGAUAAAGGUUACAUUACACAAGCAGAGCUGACAGAAAUAUUAUCCAAUGCAUUUGGGAUGGAUGAUUUGGAUGUUGAAAAAUUGUUUCAAGACAUUAAUAUUAACAAAGAUGAUAAGAUUACAUUUGAUGAAUUCAAAAAGUAUGCUGUAACCAAACCAGAAUAUGCUAAAUUAUUUAUGACUUAUCAAGAACUAAAGAAGGUGUUAAGUACAAAUGGUAAUGGAAUUAGUAAACUUGAGUAAUCUCCCUUUGAGUAGAAAGUAAACUAGAGUGACUUCCCUUUAUCAAGGUUGCAGUGACUGGCUCAGUGGCUUAAUAAGAGGUCUACAAAACUACAAUACAAUUUUGCCAUAUAGAUGAUAUUUAGAAGGCACAUACCAUGUGUUCAUUGUUCAAAUAUUUCAGCUUAAUAUUGAUAUUUCUCCAUUCCAGAUUUUAGAUAUGCUAUUGAUAUUUAUAGUAGGGUAUAUAAUGCUUUAUCUUCAUUAUUUUUCUGCAUUUAAUGAACUUGUCUUCAUAGAAUUACAAAAUUUUACAGAUUUAUAAUUUGUUCAAUUAUGUAUUUAUGGCACAUUCUAAGACCACUAACAAGAAAUUUUUUCAUGAACUAAGAACUUUUAAACUGAUUAAAAAUAACUCUCUAUGAAAAUACUCUCAUAACUGAAUCAUAAAUUAAAUAUUAGAUGUUGUUAGGUCAGAACCUGCUUUCUGUAUAAAAAAAAAAUGAAAGCUGGCUAUUUUAAUACUAAGUUGUUUUUUUAUUUAUUUAUUUUUAAUGUUUAAAACAUCAACACCACAUAAUGUAAAUAUAUUGAUUGUGUUAUUGAUUGCAGUGUACUUAUUAUUUUUAUAAGGCUAUCAACAUCAACAUUGUGUUAUUUAUCAUUACAGAAAGCUCAAAUAGUCAUUUGAGCUAGUUGAACACAGAUAUGGUAAUAAUUGCACUGCUUUUUGUCUUUCAGUUAAUACUUUACACAUGUUUUAUGUUUUUAUUUUAAAUGUUUUUGAUAUUGUUCUGUUUCAAUUUAUUUUAUUGCACCAAAACAUGCUGAUUAAUUAACAUGAACUUUGAAGAUUUUAUCAGAAAAUCUAGUAUCAAAGCGAAAUAAACAUAUUCAAACAUGCGUAUAUUUUGGCAGGGUGUUAUUUUUAGGGAUUUCAAUGUCUAAACAAUAUUACUGUUUUUGAGGGCAUUUUAUGUGAUCUCAAAAUAAGGAAAAAUACCAAGCAAGAAAAAUUGAACGUCAACAAUAACUAUGUUAAUAAUGUGGAAAAGCUUACUUAAAAGAUGCUAAUGAAGGGCAAAAUUUUAAAAUAUGUGCUUCCUACCUAAAUAGUGCCGAGCAUAAACUAUACAGGGCUAAUUUCUGUAAGGCAUUAUUAAAUUCAAUAUAUCAGCCUGAAUAGUUCAUUGUACAAGGUUAUAACAUAUCAAGAAAAACCAAAAUACAAACAUUUAUUAUCCUGCAACAGGAACCAGUGGGUAUUUUUUGCCCAAUAAAAAGAUACAUUAAUUAUAUUUUGUAUUGGUACAUAAUGUUUUAGAUUUAAUAUAAUAUGAAAAUUUAUUCUUUUAAAAUUGUUUUCUUUCACUGUAACAUCCUAGCCUUGUUAGACAUUUGUAUUUUGUUAGUUCCUUUUGACAGUUUUGUAUUAUUUGUUAUUGAUUUGGAAUUGUACUGUGAAUUGAAUUUUAUUGGUGGAUUUAAAUUUUCAUUUUUGGUUAAACAAAUAUAAAUUUAUAAGAUUCAGGGUUUGUAUAUAGCUUUAAUUUUUAUAAUAAAUUAUAAUUGAAUAGUUUUUGACUGCACAUAUACACAUAUCAAUGGAAAGUAUUUUAAAAUUUUUAAAAAUUAAAGUUUUGAUUACCAUAAAACCUCAAUGAUUUAUGUAACACAAAUAAAACAAUAUUCACAGUAUAAUUUUUCAUUGAUAUGAAUUGCAUUUUUGGAGUUGUACAAAUAUUAGUUUGACUGAUAUUUCUUGAAAGCAAGAAUACAUUAACUUGUUAAAUCGGUAAAGCCCACACUUUUAUAAUCAAUACAUUUCCUAUACAUGUGUAAUAACAAGCAUGCAAUGGAUACAUACAUUUGAGAGAGAAAAAAUGAAAAAAAAACAUUGUAUGACCUUGACUUUUGACUUUGUUAAAUCUCAUCAGUACCAGUAUUAACCAUGUGCCUAUUCAUAUAUGAUCUCAUUAACUAUUCCUAAACACCCUCAUCCAUUUGUGUCAUGUUCUCAGAAAGUAAAGUAGGAGAAUGACAAAAAAAAUCCAAUUCACAAAAUAAUGUUCUGGAAUACAAAACAUAGCAUCUGUUAGCAGUUUUCAUUUACCGAAUGCUUCCUGUCAAGUAGUAGUUUAAAAUCCUUUAUUUUUAUUAUGAAAUAUUUUAUUUAAUGUAUUUCAUAGCUUCCUAUAUUUAAGUCUCCCAAACAAAGUUUGGAGACUUAUUGUUUUUGCUCAGUUCUUCUUAUUUUUAUUCUUCUUCUUCUUUCCUCCUUAUUCUUCUGCCACUAAAAAAUGAACUUGUCCGCAGUGUUUCUCCAAAACCUGUCAGAUUUACUGAGGGUUUCAUAGAAUGUUAGACUAAUUUGUCUAGGUGAGCCAUUAAUCUUUCGUUUGUGCAUUGGGGUCUAUUAAGGGGUAUUUUGAGGGCAGAAAGAAGAAAGGGGGUUUACUAUAGAACCCUAUGGGAUUUUAUUUUCUAAAAUUUUCAAAUAAAUAUAACUUGAAAACUGUGAUAGACACACACAGUCUUCAUAAAUGAUGAUAGGACAAAAAAACAAAUCACAUGAAAUAUAGGGUGAGUCCUUGGGGGUCCCUUCAAUUUGAGAAUUUGCGAUUAUCUUGUAAACGGUCCUGAUCCCUACCCCUAAAACAUAUAUAUACUUGAAUGGGACGAUAAACCCAAUCAAAUGAAAUUAAAGGGAAGUCUCUAGGGGUCACCCCCACUCCGUUAAAUUUGAGAAUGUGCUAUUAUCUCGUAAACGGUCCAGAUCCCCACCCCUAAACUAUAUAUAUAUACUUGUAGGGGACAAUAAAACAAAUGAAAUGAAAUAAAAGGGAAGUCUGUAGGUCACCCCACCCCCUUUUGUUUGAAAUUUGAAACAGUCAAGAUCCACACUCCUAAACCAUAUAUAUUCCUGAAUGGGAAGAUACAACAAAUCAAAUAGAAUUAAAGGGAAGUCCUUGGGGGACACCCCAACCUGUUCAAUUUGAGAAUGUGCUAUUAUCUUGUAAAUGGUCCAGGGGGACAUUAAAACAAAUGAAAUAGAAUAAAAGGGAAGUCCCUAGGGGGUCAUCCCACCCCCUUUAGUUUGAAACUUGAAACGGUCAAGAUCCCCACUCCUAAAUCAUACAUAUUCUUGUAUGGGACAAAAAAUCAAAUCAAAUGAAUAUGGGACCAUAGGAAUGGUGAGUUAUGGGAGCAUCCUGCUACAAUUACUUCUUGUUUUCCAUUGUAUUUGUACAAAUAUCAAAUGAUUUUAAGUUGAGCAAUAAUUCACAAUCAGACUGAAUAUUUAUUUAAGUGUAUUUCACAAAAUAUGUUUUUUUUUAAUAAUUUUAACAUGUUUAGAAUGUAUUCACUUAUUAUGAUUAUUAUAACACAUAUGAUUAAUUAUUAUUAUUAUUAUGUUCAGUUCUCAUAAUAGGGUCAUAGAAGACAAUAUAUAUUUUAUGAAAGAAUUGUUUGCUACAAAUAUCAUAUUUUUGGUAAAUUAGAAGGUUGCUAUAUUGUUAUCUUUACAUCCAUUAAUUGUGGAUUUUAUGUUGGUAAAUGAAGUCAGAUUGUCAGUCAUACCUUUUGAGGAAUGAUUAGGGUGUAUGUAGAUAAAUAUUUCUUUUACCUUUACUUGCCAUAAAUAAAUCUACAGACAACAGUAAAUGCAUAAGGGCUAUUCCAGAAAAAAAUGUAGGGGGGGGGGGGGGUAAAGGCAGUUUUUGUCAGCACCCACCACCCAGACAAUUGUAAUUGAGAAUUAUAGUGCAUUAUAGCGUGAAAAGUUGCUCUGAUACCCAUUACCCAUGUAUUAUUAAUAAAAUGUGCCUUCCAACCCCCCUACAUUUUUUUCUGGAAUAGCCCUAAGGUAUAGUACAGUGUUGCUUAUUGCUUGUCAAGUGUAGGAAACAGAAUGCCAUCAGAGUUGUUGUUUAUCCUUUGUUUUCUUGUAUGAAAAUCAAAUUAUCAUUUUUUAUGAUACCAAUGCUAACCCAAUAUCAUCACUCUUUUGUAUACUGUGGUUUCAUUAUUAUUUGUUGAAUACCAAAUUUCCUGGUUUUUGAUGGGUACAGGUGAACCAUAAAUUUGAUAAUUUACUGAAUUUCGUGGUUUUUGAUGGGUACAGGUGAACCAUAAAUUUGAUAAUUUACUGAAUUUCGUGGUUUUUGAUGGGUACAGGUGAACCAUAAAUUCAAAAAUUUGCACAUUUUCUAUAGGAUUUGUAUGCAGAGAUUUGUAAAGCCACACAAUCAAAUACCCUGGAAAUUGCAAGUUUUCUUCAAUCCACAAAAAUUGAUACCCACCAAAAUAUAAGAAUCCACAGUAGUUGAAAAAGAGUUUUCAAAUUGUGAUAACCAUAUAAGUUCUAUAAUCUCUUUUGAAUCUCAGCUAUCAUCAUUUUUUAUAUAUAGCUGAUAGCAUGAUUUAUGUACCAGGAUGAAAGCUUCUUGGUUUAAUAUAACUGUUUUAAUUAAAAACUAAUAUUUAUUUUAUUUAUCAUUUACAUUAUACCUAUUAGCACAAAGAGAACAAAUGAUGGAAAAGGAAUAAUUUCAAUUUCAAAUUGCCAGAAAAGAUAUGUCAAAAUAUGCAUUAAAACAAAAUGAUUAA